Molecule: messenger RNA, 1900 nt
Organism: Prosopis cineraria
Lineage: Eukaryota; Viridiplantae; Streptophyta; Magnoliopsida; Fabales; Fabaceae
Exons: 5
Coding region: 204-1331 (375 amino acids)
Biological process (GO): regulation of DNA-templated transcription
Molecular function (GO): DNA-binding transcription factor activity
Source: RefSeq, a predicted model, not a curated record
AGCGCCCUGAGGGAGGAAAUUAUCGAGAGCCAGCUUGAAGGAGAAGAGAGAGAGAGAGAGAGAGAGGGAGAGGGAGGGGUGGAGAGAGAAAGAGGGUUGGCAUAAAGAGGGAGAAACGAAGAAAGUGUGCUUUAAUUUUAAGCCCCUUUGUAAUUGCAUUUCGGGAUCUCGAAUCUUCAAUCUUCAAUCUCCAAAGGUAUUCUAUGGCCAAUUCAAAGGGAUCAUCGAUGUAUUCUGGAAAGCAUUCUCAGCUUCCGCCAAAAAUUCCAUUCCCCUGUGUUUCUCAAUCACAUUCUGAUAAUGUCCCAAACCCUAUGAUUGGUUCAAAUGUUGCUCAGAAACCUAGAGAGGGACACAAUAACCUCAGGAGGACUUCAUCUGAGAGCCUUGUCAAUAUCAUAGAGGAGCAGCCUUCAUGGCUUGAUGAUCUUCUUAAUGAACCUGAGACACCUGUUCGUAGAGGUGGCCAUCGGCGUUCUUCAAGUGAUUCUUUUGCAUACUUAGACACAUCUAAUGCUUUUAACAUUAGUUACACAGAUCAGGACGAAUAUCAGUACAAGAAUUCGACAUCUAUUCCAUCUUGGGCAUCACAAGACAUAGAUCAUGGCAAAGGUGCUUAUCAGAUACCCAUUUAUGCAGAAAUGAACUCAGCAAAAAAGAAAAAUAGGGCUUGGGAAUCUUCUGUAAAUGCCGUUACACAUCCAGGUGGUCCCUCUGGAAGGGACAAUGUUGCUUUGCAUAGUUCAGGAUCAUCAUGUGCUUCACGUGAAGUAGAUGGAAAUGCAUCAACUGUGAGUGAGAAGUAUGAGUCAGUAGAACCUGGUGGACCGGAUGCAAAAUCGUCUUCUGGAAGAAAUGAUGGUUCACAUGCAAAGCCAUCUACAUCUGAAACCGAUACAAAACGUGCCAAACAGCAAUUUGCUCAACGUUCCCGGGUCCGUAAACUUCAAUACAUUGCUGAGCUGGAAAGAAAUGUGCAAGCUUUACAAGUGGAAGGGAAUGAGGUAUCAGCUGAACUUGAUUUUCUUAACCAGCGGAAUCUUAUUCUGAGUAUGGAGAAUAAUGCCCUCAAGCAACGAUUAGAAAAUUUAGCGCAGGAGCAGCUUAUAAAAUAUUUGGAGCAGGAAGUCUUGGAAAGAGAGGCUGGAAGAUUACGUGCCUUGUAUCAGCGGCAGCAGCAGCAGGCACAUCAUCUGACACCACAGCAAUCUUCUUCUGGCCCUCGACGAACAAGGAGCAGAGACCUUGAAUCCCAGUUUGCAAACCUUUCUAUGAAACACAAGGAGUCAAAUUCAGACCGUGACCCUGUGACGGGUCCCCUCCGUAGUUAGAUCUGCAGUCGACCUGUCCUUUCUGUAGUUAGUUCUGCACUCUAGCUGUAACUGUGUUCUGCCUCUAGAUUCAACUGACAUAUCUACACCUGCGACAUAAUUGUUCCUUUCCCUUGUGCGGGAUUGUGCAGAGAUUUCCAGCUUAUGCCCUCUCUCUGCCCGCAUUUCAUGCCGGCAUUUGCCAUACUGUUAACCCCUUCUUCAUGUUAAAAGCAAAUCAUUUAAUUUGCACCUGGUGGUCAUUACUGAAAACACGCUCUUUCCAUCAGUUGACUUACCGGAGGUGGUAACUCAAUAGCUUUUAUGGUUUCAUCCCUCACUGUACGUUCCUGUGACUAUUUUGUAACCAUAUGCCCCAUCUGUUUCUGAAUAUCCAUAGCUGUGGAAAUCUGCCUAAUAUAAACAGCAAGUAUCUGUAAGGCUGUUUGGAUGUGCGUUAUUUUUAUAGAUGAUGUUGAGCUGAAGCUUGUAGAAUGAUCGUACUAAUGAAAUAUGAAGCGAAUAUUUCAUUUACAUACAUUAUACAUUAUUUGAUGCCGGUGAUAAAUCUGACUUGCACGUUUUGACUA